Molecule: messenger RNA, 759 nt
Organism: Adineta ricciae
Lineage: Eukaryota; Metazoa; Rotifera; Eurotatoria; Adinetida; Adinetidae
Source: the annotation of a GenBank genome assembly
AUGUUUGCAGAAGUUUGUGAUAGAGAUUCGAUAAAACCAUCGGAGAAUAUUUCUGCAACUGUCAUUUGUUAUAAAAAAGAUCAUGGAUCUAUUUUCACGUGUCCAUCGACGGUAAAUCACGGAACAACCUUGACAGAAGAUGUCUCAGCUACUGCAAUGACAGGAACAGGUAACGUUCAUUUUCAUGCUAUGCGGUUUCGAAAUGUGAUGCUUACUAUGACACUGAAUAUAAUGUGCUUCUUUAUUCAUCCAAAUAAAACGAAAAUCAUUUUUGAUGCAGAAACGGAUAUUCAAUUACAUACAACUGAACCAAGAUCCACGACUGUACUCUUUAGUAAGGAAAAUCCAUCAUCAAGCAACUAUCCAUCUUACAAUAAUUAUACGUAUACUUGGGUAGCCACUAAAACAUCAGCAACAUUGUCUUUCUUUUUCCGCCAUGAUCCCGGCGGAUGGAUGUUAGAUGAUGUCAGUGUAUCUCAUGGCUCUACAGAAUUAAUCAACGAUGGAGGCUUCGAAACGGGUAAUUUAAAUGCUUGGAACUAUUCAGGUUCGUGUUGGUACUAUACAGGACAAGCUUACAAGGAUUCAUCUUAUGCCAAAAGUGGUAGCUAUUACUAUUACGACCGCUGUAGAUCGCAUGGCGACACUAUAAGUCAAACAUUUUACACGGUGAUCGGUGAAACAUAUAUUAUAAGCUUUUGGUUAACUAACUAUUAUUGCUGCGGAAACACUGAAAUUGCUUAUGUCACAAUAGUUUGA